CGUUGAUCUUCUCCCGUCGCCGAACUGAUUGGCCACCGUCGCCACAAUUCAUCAGGGCUACUGCCGUGAAAGCCGCCCAAGGCAGUCUUACAAGUGAACUACUACUACCCGUCGUCGGAGAUUUGAAAAAACCUAGCUCGUGCCUCCCGUCAUCAGAGAUUAUAUCGCACUCGCUGUUGACCUCGCUGUCACCAACGCUUCUUAACACGGGGGCGCCUCUUGCCGUCGCCGUAACAGAACCAACUCGGGCGAGAAGAAGUCUGGGUUUGCUGGAACCUCUCCGAAAUUGAACAUCGAGUUGAAGCGCAAUGUCCAAAUCUUGCAAGGGGUUAGCUAUGGAACUCGUCAAGUGUCUCAGCGAAUCGGACUGUAUUAAGGUUGAGAAUCGAUCCUAUAGGGAGUGUGCGGGAGAGAAGGCCCCAUCAAUACCUAGUGAGUGUGUUGGACUGAGGGAAACUUAUUUCAAUUGCAAAAGAGGCCAGGUGGACAUGAGAGCUAGGAUACGCGGGAACAAGGGUUACUAAUGGCUGCUGAUGUUUUGAUGUUCUGAAGCCUGAACUGUGAAAGAUAGCUUUCAAGUUUUUGAGAAAAUAAAUUUUUUGAGUGAAGAAAAUUUUGUUUUACCCACUAGUAUAUUGCGUACCGAGCUAACCAAGGUAUUAUUGAAACUAUCAAUUGCAUAAUUUGAUAAUAUUGUUAGCUGUACGUGAAAGUGAUUACCCCCCCACCCCCAAAAACACACACACACACAAACCCAAAAAAAUUUUACGCCUUAUCGAGUCAUUGGUGUUUAGAAUUAAAA
Messenger RNA from Neltuma alba, 802 nucleotides. Its product is annotated as cytochrome c oxidase assembly factor 5. NCBI's taxonomy places the organism in Eukaryota, Viridiplantae, Streptophyta, Magnoliopsida, Fabales, Fabaceae. Bases 309 to 524 code for a protein of 71 amino acids. Gene Ontology annotation, cellular component: mitochondrion. The transcript has 4 exons. Gene Ontology annotation, biological process: mitochondrial respiratory chain complex IV assembly. The record is from RefSeq and is a predicted model, not a curated record.